Quercus robur (English oak) is the source of this 2790-nucleotide messenger RNA. Its product is annotated as PX domain-containing protein EREL1-like. The transcript has 10 exons. The record is from RefSeq and is a predicted model, not a curated record. Gene Ontology annotation, molecular function: phosphatidylinositol binding. Bases 423 to 2603 code for a protein of 726 amino acids. Gene Ontology annotation, biological process: protein transport. Lineage: Eukaryota; Viridiplantae; Streptophyta; Magnoliopsida; Fagales; Fagaceae.
UUUUCCUCCAUUUUUUUUUUUUUUAUUAUUCUCUUUUAACCCCGAAACAAAAAAGACACAGAAGAGAAUCGAAGCAAAAAUUGGGGAAUUGACAAAGCUCCGCUUAGCUUAGCAAUAAGCAAUAAGCAAUAAGCAAUCAGCGCAUAGCAUAGCAUAGCCUAGCCUAGUCACGUUGACGUUACCCCCAAUUUUUCCACUAUUCCACAGUUAACGUGGAUCAAACUCUUCUCACACGCCACCUGACCUUUCUCUUCCGAUCCGAUCACCAAAAGCCCUAGCUAUCACAAAACCCCAUCAAAAAAUUUCAAUUCUUUCAGAGAAAUAGAAGAAGAAUAUUAAUAAAUGUUCAUCAUCAUCAUCGUCAACUUAUAGCAUAUAUAAAUUUGAGAAAGAGAGAAAGAGAGAUAAAGAAAGAUCAGAGGAUGCAGAGACGGAGUCCUCCGAAGCACAGACACGAUGGGACUUCACCGCUUCCUCUGGGAAUGGAUUGGAGUCCUCCUCCUCGCAAAUGGAAUGGACGGGACACAGUGUGGCCACAUGAUCCUCACACAGGAUGGAGUUACUGUGUCACAAUACCUUCCUGGGUUGUCCGUCCAAAAUCAAGAGAUUCAGAUCCCGUAGUGUUUUACAGGGUUCAGGUUGGUGUACAAUCACCAGAAGGAGUUACAACAACACGUGGUGUAUUAAGAAGGUUUAAUGAUUUUUUGAAGUUAUUCACUGUGCUUAAAAAGGCAUUUCCUAAGAAGAACCUCCCACCAGCUCCACCCAAGGGACUGUUGCGGAUGAAAACCCGGGCGCUAUUAGAAGAGAGAAGGUGCUCUUUGGAGGAGUGGAUGAUAAAGCUUCUGUCUGAUAUUGAUAUAGCAAGAAGCGUUGCAGUGGCAUCUUUUCUUGAACUGGAAGCUGCUGCUAGAUUUUCAUUCCAAGAUGUAAAUCAGCAAAAUUCAGAAGCAAGUCCUGCUUCCAAUAGCACGGUUUCUUCAAUUCAAUCAAUACCCAAUUCAAGCUUGCCUAUUGUUGCUGGCAGUUCAUCAUUCACAUCAGAUUACGGUAGUGAUACAGCUUAUGAGACAUCUGAGCUAGGAACACCAAGGCUAGGAAGGGAUGACAGUUCUGAAAUUGGUUUGGAGGAUCUAACAUUGGAUGAAGAUUUGACAAGUCCAAUAGAAAAGCUUGUAAAGUAUGGCAUGUCCAAUAUUGAUGAGGGACUGUUUAUGGGCCAGACAAUUCUAGAGCAGUUGGAAGGCCUACCUAGGCAUAAAAUGAAUGACAGGCAUCUCAAUAAUGUUAUAGAAAAGGAUAAAUAUAAUGGGAAUUCUUCCAAAGCUUCAUUUUUGGUUGGGAAUGGGAUGGAACUUUUCUCGGGGCCAGAACAUGGUAAGGUAAUUGAUCAUGUUCGCAAGCUCUCAAAUGAGAGUUUUGGAAGUGACGUAAGUUCUCUGAGAGGUAGUGAAAUGUCUAACUCUGGGAUUCCAAAUUCAUCUGGUGAUGGAUCUCUUGACCUUCCUGGAGGUGCUGAGGGUUCUACUAGGAUUGAAAUUCUUGGCAACACAGACUUUCAGUUUCCAGCUGAUGCUCAAGUAGUUCUUCCAAUGGAUCAGCGCCAUAAAUUGAACAGGGUUCUUUUCACAAUGCAGCGAAGAUUAGUCACGGCCAAAACAGACACAGAAGACCUAAUAGCAAGGUUAAAUCAAGAAAUAGCUGUCAAAGACUACCUUGCAACAAAGGUCAAGGAUUUGGAAGGUGAACUUGAAACUACAAAACAGAAAAGUAAAGAAAAUCUGCAGCAAGCUCUUUUGAUGGAGAGGGAAAGGAAUACACAAAUGCAGUGGGAUAUGGAGGAACUUCGGCGAAAGUCGAUGGAAAUGGAGUUGAAAUUGAAGUCCAAACAGGAUGAAAAGUCAUGUACAGAGUCAGGAAAAGAAUGUACUGUUCAAGAGAAAGAUGUGCUGCUGCAGGAAUUGGAUGCUAGUAAAGAGCAGCAUGAAAAGUUGUUGAAGCGAUAUGAAGAGCUAGAAGCAAAAUCAAAAGCAGAUAUUAAAGUUCUUAUUAAAGAAGUUAAAUCUCUCCGAAGUUCUCAAACCGAAUUGAAGCAGGAGCUUAGUCAAACACACAAAGAAAAGUCUGAGGCUGAGAAAUUCAUUCAACAGGAAAGACAAAUGAGAGAGCAUGCAAAAGCUUCUAGGGAAAAACUGCUGCAGGAAUGCCAUAUUCUUCACAAUCGGCUUCAAGAAUGCAACACCAAUUUACUUGCAGACAAUGAAGAUAACUUUGUUGCAGAUUCUUCAUCACUUGCAGAUGCUUUAGAUUUGUUGGCUACAAGUGAUGACCGUAUUGGCCUCCUACUUUCAGAGGCACAACUCCUAACUGAAAACAAUGAAACUACUGCUUCCGGUGUUGAUGAGAGUCAUGACAUCAAUGAUGCAGCAAUAGAUGAUGAGUUAAGGAAGAUGCUAGCAGAUGUCUUCAUCGAUAAUGCUAGAUUAAGAAAACAGGUGAAUUCUGUAACACGGCGUGCUCUCAGAGUGGACAUAAUAUCUAACAAGAAAGAAGAUGAGGAGGCUUCUUCAGGAAAAAUUGUAGCUAAUACGUCUGUAUUGUAAAUUUCCCCCUUCAACGAUGAUCUGCUAUUUUAUAUGGCAAAUCUCACUAAUGUAACAGUUAAUUUUGAGGUCCUACAUACAAGUCUUCUGAAAACGGACUUGCAUAAUACUAUUGUAUUCUUCUUACUUUAAUAAUGAAAAAGAAAGAAAAAAGGUGAAAGGAGAACCAUGUAUAUGGUAUUAGUUA